Molecule: messenger RNA, 2537 nt
Organism: Phycomyces blakesleeanus NRRL 1555(-)
Lineage: Eukaryota; Fungi; Mucoromycota; Mucoromycetes; Mucorales; Phycomycetaceae
Exons: 3
Coding region: 9-2198 (729 amino acids)
Cellular component (GO): cytosol
Molecular function (GO): flavin adenine dinucleotide binding; NADPH-hemoprotein reductase activity; FMN binding
Source: RefSeq, a predicted model, not a curated record
AGCAACUAAUGGAAAGUCUCGACAUCAUCCUUCUCGGAACCAUUGGCCUAGGCACAAUAGCCUGGUUUGCCAGGCACCAGAUCGCCAACACAUUCAAAAGCUCAAAAGAUACUGUCAUUGACGAUUCAGAAUCAUCAGAAAAGCCUACACCAAAAGCUGAGCGCAACUUUGUAAAAAUUAUGAAAGAGCAGGGUCGCCAAGUAAUCAUCUUUUAUGGCUCUCAAACAGGUACAGCCGAAGACUAUGCUGCUCGCCUGGCCAAAGAAUCAUCUCAGAAAUACAAUGUCAGCUGUAUGACUGCAGACCUGGAACUCUAUGACUUGUCUUACCUCGAUACUUUGCCAAAAGAAUGUCUGGCCAUCUUUGUCUUGGCAACCUAUGGAGAGGGAGAGCCGACCGACAAUGCUGUCGAAUUCUGGGAUAUGUUGAAUGACGAAUCAGUCGAGUUUUCCCAAUCUGAAUCCCAAUCCGAAUCCGACUCUGGAUCUCCUCUAUCAAACCUGCGCUUUAUUGUUUUUGGCCUCGGCAACAAGACCUACGAACACUACAACUCCGUCUGUCGCACUGUCGACAAGCGUCUGGAGCAAUUGGGAGGCACACGGGUCUGUGAACGCGGUGAAGGUGAUGAUGAUAGCUCGUUAGAGGAUGAUUUCCUGGCCUGGCAAGAAACUCUCUGGCCCGCAUUCUGUGAAGCCAUGGGCGUCGACGAGAAUCCAACCUCGUCGGGUCCCAGACAGCCUACUUACAAAGUCGAUGAGUUGGACUCCUUUGAGAAUGAUCUGGUCUACAUGGGUGAAAUUAGUGAACGGCCCAAGGAUAGUACCAGUGCAAUAGUAUAUGAUGCAAAACGUCCUUUUGCUGCCACAGUAACCUCGCGUGAGUUAUUCUUUGUCAAGGACCGACACUGUUUGCACAUGGAGAUCGACUUGGGUGACUCCAACCUGUCCUACCAGACAGGUGACCAUAUCGCAAUCUGGCCUACCAACAACGAAGUCCAGGUCAAGCGCCUGGCUAGUAUCUUGGGCCUGCAAGACAAGCUCGAUCGUGUGGUGAACGUCAGUUCGGUCGAUGCAGCUGCAUCCAAGCAACAUCCUUUCCCUGUACCAACAACCUACCGCACAAUCUUUAGACAUUACCUCGACAUCUGCGCAAUCCCCUCUCGCCAGACCCUCAUGUCCUUAGUAGAUUUUGCACCCAACGAUGCCUCAAGGGCCUUUUUGCAGACCCUCGCUACUGACAAGGAAGCUUACAAGUCUCAGGUAUCCGAGCCAGUCCGCAACCUUGGCGAAGUGCUUGAGCUGGUUGCCAGAGCCGGAAAGCUGGAUCAGGACCAGGACCAGGAUCGAAAGACAAAUACUGAGGCUAACGGUAACCAUAGCACCAAAGGAGCAUUCGAGGCCGUGCCUUUUGACCUUGUGGUCGAGAGCAUCUCUCGUCUCCAACCUCGUUAUUAUUCAAUCUCGUCUUCAUCAAAGGAAUCCCCCCGUUCCAUUUCGGUCACCGUGGUCAUGCUGGACUACAAGCCCCAAAAGUCCAAUAACGAGCGGACAGUGUACGGUGUGGCGACAAACUAUCUCUGGAGUAUUCAUGCAGCCGUGCAUGAACUUGAGAAACCCGUGGGCUAUCCUGACUAUGUUGUGGCCGGUCCCCGUGGGUCUUACAUGAAUGAUGACAAGUCAGUGGUUAAAGUGCCAGUUCAUGUGCGUCGUUCUCAGUUUAAGCUUCCUCGCAACCCUACCGUGCCAGUCAUCAUGGUCGGGCCUGGUACUGGUGUAGCGCCAUUCCGUGCAUUUGUGCGCGAACGAGCAGCCCAGAAGCUCGACAAGAAGCCUGUCGGUCCCACCGUCCUGUUCUUUGGCUGCCGUCACUCGCAGCAGGACUACCUUUAUGCUGACGAAUGGCCUGGAUUGUUUGAGACCCUGGGCGAGGAUUCCCGUAUCAUCACCGCAUUCUCGCGCGAACACGCCGAAAAGGUCUAUGUCCAGCAUCGUCUAGAGCAGGAAGGUGAAGAGAUGUGGGGAUUACUGGAAAGAGGUGCGUAUGUAUAUGUGUGUGGCGAUGCAAAGUCAAUGGCAAAGGAUGUCCAGCACACCUUUACUGUCAUUGCCCAGCAAUAUGGUAACAAGACCGAAGAAAAGGCAGCCGAAUUUAUCAAGAGUCUGAGAAGCACUGGUCGAUACCAAGAAGAUGUGUGGUAAAAAAAAAAAGAGGUAUAUAUGUAUAUCUAUAUAUCUAUAUAUAUAUAUAGGUGUAUGUAUGUGUGUAUAGAAAGAAAGGACAAGAACAACAACAAAAACCAAAGACUACACUACACUGCACUACUUUUACAUUACCUUACACUGCACUUUACUUCACUGCACUAAAAAUACACUACACUACAAUACAAUACAAUACAUUACACUACACUACACUACUUUAUACUACUACUUUAUACUACUUUAUAUUAUAUUAUUUUUUCCUGUUAUCUUUUUCUUUCUUCUUUGUUUCUUCUUUUUACUCCCUCACAUUCCACUUCUUUGACAUUCCAACAACAACAU